Messenger RNA from Rubroshorea leprosula, 1156 nucleotides. The record is from the annotation of a GenBank genome assembly. NCBI's taxonomy places the organism in Eukaryota, Viridiplantae, Streptophyta, Magnoliopsida, Malvales, Dipterocarpaceae.
GAGUGGCUGCUUUGCUUCUGCAUCAUUGAGAUGAGGAAGUUAGAGAGAAGAGAGAUGGAAUUCGGGGAGCUAAGAGAGGCAAUAGAGAAAAUGGAGCUGGUAGACGGUCAUGCUCACAACAUCGUCUCUGUCGACACCACCUUCCCGUUCAUCAAUUCCUUCUCUGAAGCCACCGGCGACGCCUUAUCCUUCACUCCUCACUCUCUCUCCUUCAAGAGGAAUUUGAGGGAGAUUUCUGAACUCUACGGCUCAGAAUCAUCCUUGGAUGCUGUUGAAGAAUAUCGUCGAUUAUCUGGAUUGCAAGCCAUUAGCUUGAAAUGCUUUAAAGCUGCAGGAAUCUCUGCUGUACUCAUUGAUGAUGGAUUAAAAUUGGACGAGAUGCAUGAUAUUGAGUGGCACAGAAGUCUUGUUCCAUUUGCUGGUAGGAUAUUGAGAAUUGAACGCCUAGCUGAGCAGAUUCUUGAUGGACUGCAUAUCAAAGUGGUCUUGGACAUCAACCCUAAUGUCACCACGAAGAUGCUGAAGAAGGUCUUUUUGAAGUUCUAUGUGGUUUACCUAGACUUUGGUUUGGCAGUUCCCAAGCUCAGUGUUCAUGGGAUGAUAUCCUUAGUAAAAGAAUUUCUGGAGGUAGCUCCAAUAAACAAGGUGAUGAUCAGCACUGAUGGUUAUGCAGUUCUGGAAACUUACUACUUAGGUGCCAAAAAAGCAUGUGGAGUUAUCUUUUCUGUUCUUUGUGAUGCAUGUAUUGAUGGUGAUCUCCAUGUUGCUGAAGCCACAGAAGCAGCUAAGGGCAUCUUUGGCCGGAAUGCAAUUGAGUUCUACAAGAUUAAUGCAGGUCUGAAAUUUUCAGAUCUAAAGGCUAGUUCGACUCCUUGCUUUGAUGUGGAAAAUGCUGUAGAUACUGGUGCUUCAUUUGUUCGUAGUAUAUGGGUGGAUGCUCCUGGACAGUACAGAUACCGUGUAAGGUUUCUUUUCCUCAGCAUAAAUAAAUUGUGAUUUGACUCAGAACUCCAUGGAAGAGCUUGGUCAGAAGCAAUUCUUUUUAACAGUAUCUGAGAAAUGUGGGCACCUAAAAUGUUUUCCAAAAAUUUAAUAGUUGAUAAUCAUGGUUAAUUACUAGUUAAUAUUUAAUAUCUAAUAAUUGAUAAUCGGUGUU